ACAUCAGUUGCGUACUCAUAUAUAUAUAUAUAUAUAUAUAUAUAUAUAUAUUGGAUUAGAUUGCGUAUUAUCACAUCCACGAAUGAAAACAGCUUGUUGGUUAUGUUAGACAGGUUAAGUUUUUUAAAAUGUUUGUUAUGUCAUUAAUAAUGUGAAUGCAUCAUGCAAAUACAGGAAAUAAGAUUUCUUAGUUCUUGCUUCAUUCUUAUAUUCCUCAAUAUUGGAAUAUCUGGUGGCAUUGGUGAAGGACAUUCUUUUACGUAUAAAUCGAUAGGUUCUUAUAUUGAUACAAGUAUUGGUUCAGAUGUAUUUUUUGAAAUUAUAUAUCCACCGGAAUUAGAAUAUACAUAUAAAUUAAGACCCGCGAAAGAUUUUGGAGCGCCAUUCAAUGCAAGUUUUUUAGAAGAAAAAAUUCCUUUAGUUCCAACUGAUCCUCCUCAUGGCUGUCAAAUAGUAAGAAAUGCAAAAGAAUUGAAAGGUAGAAUUGCAUUAGUUGAGAGAGGAGAUUGUAGUUUCUUUGCUAAAAGCAUAAUGGCAGAAGAAGCUGGAGCAAAAGCUGUAAUCAUAGCAGAUUAUCAUUCGUCUUCUAUGGAAGAAUCAAUAAGUAAUUCUUUAUGGGCUGAUUAUUAUUACAUAGAGAUGAUACGCGAUGAUACUAUUCCGUCAUCAAAGACUGUAAACAUUCCUGCUGGAUUUUUGCUCGGUAAGAACGGCAAAAUGAUCCGGCAGACUCUAAAACGUUUAAAUCAACCAUUUGCCUUAAUCAAUAUCCCAGUGAAUUUAACUUAUACUUCUUUAGAUAAAUUACAUCAACCUCCUUGGUUGUUUUGGUGAUUAUUCAUAGAAUUUUUCAUUGAUUUUUAUAUCAUAAAGCAAAUAACUUAAAAAGAUAACAAAUUUUGAAAUUACUAAAGAAAAUGGGAUUAGUUAAAUCAAAAUAAUCAUAAAAAAUUUAUUGUGCAU
Messenger RNA from Apis laboriosa (Himalayan honeybee), 963 nucleotides. Its product is annotated as PRADC1-like protein. Lineage: Eukaryota; Metazoa; Arthropoda; Insecta; Hymenoptera; Apidae. The transcript has 3 exons. The coding region runs from base 163 to 834 and encodes 223 amino acids. The record is from RefSeq and is a predicted model, not a curated record.